AUGAAGUAUAGUCGGAAUGCACAUCAAAAUAGGCCUGAAAUAAAGGCAUCCCCGUUUGUGGAGGAAGUAAUGCAAGCUCGGCUACCGAAACGGUUUUAUCUUCCACAAAUUACACCUUUCACCGGUAAAAUUGACCCAACUAAACACAUCGAAUGCUUCCGAACAUACAUGGAUUUACAUGAUGCCUCGGACGCCGUGAUGUGUCGAGCUUUUUCCCUCACCUUAGCCGACGUAGUUCGACUUUGGUUCAAACAGCUGAAAUCGAAGUCCAUUAGCUCGUUUGCGGAGCUCAAUGAUGCAUUUCUCACCAAUUUUAUUAGAGGGAAGAAGAAGUUGAAGCCCCCUGCGCAUCUGAAAAACAUAGUUCAAAAGGAGGGAGAGUUACUGAAAGACUACAUCGAGCGUUUCAAUUUUGAGUCGCUCCAUGUUCGGAAACAUUCAAAGGAGACAGCACUCAAUUCCAUCAUGCAAGGGGUUAAGGACAAGCCGUUUCUGGCAUCUCUAAACAAGAAUCCGCCUAUGACUCUGGCUGAGUUUAUGAUUCGGUCGGAUAAGUACGCAGAUGCCGAGGAAACACGGAAUCUGUGUGAAGCCGCCCAGAGCGCGAAAACCUCGGCUAAAGAGUCAGCUAAAAAGGAAGUUGACUCGUCCGGAGGGAAGAACCGCAAGGAAGACCAAACGCGCGAUGAACGUAAGUUAGGAAAACGACCCGACUGGAAGUUCUCGGUAUACACUCCGCUCAAUAAAUCACAGGAGCAGGUGUUAAUGGAGAUUAAGGGUGAAGGAUUUGUCAGUUGGCCGAAUAAGCCCCGAAGUAAUCCGAACUGGCGGAAUAAGGAUAAAUACUGUCACUACCAUCGUCAUCAUGGCCACAAUACGAGUGCUUGUUAUCACUUGAAGGAAGAGAUCAAAAGGCUUAUCCGAGAAGGUUGA
This is a messenger RNA of Magnolia sinica, 933 nucleotides long. RefSeq lists its product as uncharacterized. NCBI's taxonomy places the organism in Eukaryota, Viridiplantae, Streptophyta, Magnoliopsida, Magnoliales, Magnoliaceae. The coding region runs from base 1 to 933 and encodes 310 amino acids. The transcript has a single exon. The record is from RefSeq and is a predicted model, not a curated record.